CCGCGCCGCUCCGUACCUCUGAGCCGCGUAUGAAGAGCUAGCCAGCAGCUACUGUUGACAAAAUUCACAGCAGGGUUUUGGAGGGGAGUCCAGAACAGCGGCAGCAGAGCACUGGCCCAGUCUAACGUUGAAGCAUGAGUUCAAAGGGGGGCGGUACGGCCCUGUCCCGAAGAAACUACCGCCUGGCCUCCGACACAGACAAGCCUAAAGUUACUGGUAUUGUCAAUGAGAAGCUGUUGAGUGACUACCUGCACCAUGUGUUUCCUGCCUCCAGUAAGCAUGGGCCAGCAUCAGCAACUUACAGAAAAGUCUUAAACUUCCAAGACCUCGGAGCCCACCUGGAGAGGCUGCUGUCUGAAGAUGAGCCUGCUGAGGACGUCUCAGAUCAAGUGGAUGGACGACUCGGACCCUCUCCUGUUGUUUUAGACCACACCAGUGGAUUUGAAGGCCUGUUGUUUGUAGAUGAUGAUCUCUUGGGGGUCAUUGGCCAUAGCAAUUUCAGCUCAAUAAGGGCUACAACCUGUGUAUACAAAGGGAAAUGGGUGUAUGAGGUCCUCAUCUCCUCCCAGGGGUUGAUGCAGAUAGGGUGGUGCACACUGAACUGCAGAUUCAACCAGGAGGAAGGAGUUGGGGACACUCCGGAUUCGUACGCUUACGAUGGGAACAGAGUUCGAAAAUGGAAUGUGACCACCACCAAUUAUGGCAAGUCUUGGGCUGCAGGGGACAUUGUUAGCUGUAUGAUAGACCUUGAUGAAGGGACAAUUACUUUUUGCUUGAAUGGACAGUCUCUUGGUACGGCUUUCAGUAAUAUCAAGAUGGGUCCGGGUGUAGCGUAUUUCCCUGCUAUCAGUCUCUCGUUUAAAGAGUCUGUGGCCUUCAACUUCGGCAGCCGCCCUCUCAGGUACCCUGUGGAAGGUUACCUUCCUCUUCAGGACCCCCCAACUGCUGACCUCAACAAAGCCAACAGGCUUCUGGGCUAUAUAAAGACUGUGCUGUCCACUAGUAUAGACACUCAGGAGGAGAAACUCGUUGAAAGAGACAUUUCCUCUUGGCAACUCCAAGGAGAGCCCACCGUCCUCGUCACUCUAGCACAUGUCUUCAAUUACUUCGCUCCUCUUAUGUGUAAAGUGUAUCUGGUAGAAGACGUGCUGAUGAACUUCCUGCUGGGCAUUUUGGAGGGGGGAGGUUCUGUGGAUGAACAUCCUCUAAUCCAGCAGCUGCUAGACCUCUUCUGGCUGCUCAUGGAGGACUUCGAGGUGAACGAGUGCCUGAAGCAGCUGAUGAUGUCCUUACUGAGGGCUUACCGCUUCUCUCCCAUCAUCCCUGACCUGGGAUUCCAGAUUCAUUACCUGCGCUUAACCACUGCCAUCCUACGCCAUGAGAAGUCUCGAAAAUACCUCCUGAGCAACGUGUUGUUUGACGUCCUGCGCUCUGUAGUGUUCUUCUACAUUAAGACACCUCUGAGGGUGAAGGAGGCCGGUCUGGAGGAGCUCAUCCCCACCACGUGGUGGCCAACACGCUUCGACAAAGAGGGUAAGGAUGAGAAGGACCUGAGGCAUGAGACUGCUGAGGAGAGGCUGAGGCGCCGGGCGUAUGAACGGGGAUGUCAGAGACUCAAGAAGAGGAUUGAAGUGGUGGAGGAGCUGCAGGUUCAGAUCCUGAGGCUGAUGCUAAACAACAAGGACAAAGGGACGGGAGAAGCCUCUCGCUACAUAUUCCUCAACAAGUUCCGCAAGUUCCUCCAGGAGAACGCGAGCAACCGAGGGAACCCCACAGUGUUGUGUCCUCCUGAGUACAUGGUGUGCUUCAUGCAUCGCCUCAUUACAGCUGUGAGGAGCUACUGGGAUGAUGGCAAACGCAAGAGUGCAGGUGCAAUCAGCAGCGAAGAGGCCUAUGUGCCCCCUCAGGUUUUCUACAAUGGGAAGGUGGAUUACUUUGACCUGCAGCGUCUGGGAGGGCUGCUCUCACAUUUAAAGAAAACACUGAAAGAUGAUCUGGCCUCCAAAGCGAACAUCAUCAUCGACCCUGCGGAGAUCCAGGCCGCCUCUAUGGAUGAUCUGGACGAGGAUGAGGAGAGUGGAGCGGCCCAGAGGCCGUCUGGAGCAGCAGCGAUGGGCGGUGCCUUGGCUCGGCCAAGCUGGCUGAGUUCUCCCACGCUGGGCAGAGCCAAUCGUUUCCUCAGCACGGCCGCCGUCAGCCUCAUGACCCCACGACGACCCCUGGCCCCGCCCGAGAAAGUCAAAGUGCGCACUCUACCUGUGGAACAGAGGACCGAGGAGGACAUCGAGGGAAGCCAUGGUAACGAUGGGCUGUUGCUGGGGCGACCAUUGGAAGAGCCCGACCAGCCAAUCACGGAGAAGUCCCUGCUGGAGAUCCUGGACGGGAUUGUGAUGAUGUACAACCUGAGCGUUCAUCAACAGCUGGGCAAGAUGGUGGUUGUGUCAGAUGAUGUGCACGAGUAUGCCGUGGCCCUGAAAGACACUGAAGAGAAGAUAGCCCGGUGUCCGGGAAGAAGACCAGAUAUUUUAGAGGAACUCCAGAAGAGCCAGAAAGUGUUCGCUGAGAAGCUGAACCACCUGAGCCGCAGGCUGGCCUGGAUCAAUGCCACCAUUUACUCCAAGGAGAAGAUGUUGGACGUGUACUGGCUGCUGCGUGUUUGUAUUCGCACCAUCGAGCACGCCGAUAACACGGGCUCCCUGUUCGCCUUCAACCCCGAGUUCUACCUCAACGUGGCCAUGAACAGCUACAGCGCCCUGAAGAACUACUUCAGCCCCUCCAACAGCAUGGAGGAGCUCCCAGGCUAUGAGGAAACACUCACUCAGCUUGCUGCUAUUCUCGCUAAGCACUUUGCAGACCCGCGCAUCGUAGGCACAGACAUCAAAGACUCGCUAAUGCAGGCCCUGGCCAGCUACGUGUGUUACCCACAAUCCCUCAGAGCAGUGGAGAGGAUCCCAGAGGAUCAGCGUGUGGCCAUGAUGAGGAACCUGCUAGCUCCUUAUGAACAGAGGCCAUGGGCUCAGACCAACUGGAUCCUGGUCCGUCUGUGGAGGGGCUGUGGCUUCGGCUACAGAUACACACGCCUGCCCCACCUGCUGAAAACCAAACCUGAAGACGCCAACCUGCCCAGCCUGCAGAAGCCUUGCCCUUCCCUCCUGCUCCAGAGGCACAUGGCGGAGCUCCUGAGUCAGGACAAAGACAUGGCCGCCAGCUUCCUCAACAGCGUCCUCAACCAGCUCAACUGGGCCUUCUCAGAGUUUAUUGGCAUGAUCCAGGAGAUCCAGCAGGCGGCGGAGCGUCCGGAGCGUAACUUCGUGGACACCAGGCAGCUGAAGGUGUGCGCCACCUGCUUCGACCUGUCGGUCAGCUUGCUGCGGGUGCUGGAGAUGACCGUCACUCUGGUGCCGGAGAUUUUCCUGGACUGGACCCGCCCCUCGGCCGAGCUGCUGCUGCGGAGGCUGGCUCAGCUGCUGAACCAGGUGCUGAACCGAGUGACGGCUGAGAGAAACCUCUUCGACCGGGUGGUCAACCUUCGUCUCCCAGGGCUGGAGAGCGUGGAUCAUUACCCCAUAUUGGUAGCAGUUACGGGAAUUCUGGUGCGAAUCCUGGUCGACUCGGAGAGACAAGGGAUUGCUCGAGCUGCAUCGGUGUUGCUGUCGGAUCCCUGCUUCCAGCUUCAUUCUAUCCAGCAUCUGCUCGGGGAGGGAGAGGCCAGUGCGGCCGGAGCCGACCACAAACACUUCUCCUUACACGCCUAUACCGACUACAUCAGUGCAGAGGAGGAGCAGAAGGUGGAACAGAUGCUUGGCUUCUUAACUGAGGAAUCCAAGCAGGCUGCAGCCACAACAGCGCCGACCUGUGAAGAUGACCUGUGUCCCAUCUGCUAUGCACACUCCAUAUCAGCCAUCUUCAAGCCCUGCUCCCACAAGUCCUGCAAAGCCUGCAUCAAUCAACAUUUGAUGAAUAACAAGGACUGCUUCUUCUGCAAGGCCACUAUCACUGGAGUGGAAGAUUACAGCAAGCCUGCUGGCUCUUAGCAUGCCCUUCAUCAGAUGCACAAAUACACUACACACACACACACACUUAAACUACACACACACACACUUAAAUACACACACACACACAGAGCCUUUCUGAACUGUAUAACAGCACGUCAUCCACAUAUCCAAAGACUUCACCUACUGUGCGCGCACUCCUAUCUCUUUUACACGUACACACACACACAUAAACACACACACACACACACACUCAUACACACACACUCAUGCUGGUCCUCAACACCCAUCAAUCAUACCAUUUGUACUGUGCACUGUAAACCCUAAUAAGUUAAAUCUACUCUAAUUAUUUAAAGUAAUUUGUUGCCUCAAAUUAAUUAAGUAUUCAAAAUUAUAAUUUUUUUGUAAUUUAUAAAACUGUAUAAAGCUGAACAAACAUUUUUAAGUUCCUACCAUAAAUACUUCACACUCAAAAUGUGGUGUACCUAAAACUUACCUAAACCUUUUAAAAUAUGAUAAAAAAAAAAUAGAUAUGACCCUAAACUUUCUUGAAUAGCUCACCUCCGCUCUCCUGCAGCUUUUCCGAGAUCCAGUCAUUUUUUUUUUUACAGUUUGUCCAAACAUGCUUUAGAAUGGAUGAUAUGGGGCGUAAAUAAUAAAUAAUAAAUAAUAAAUUGCUUUUUGCAUCGAUUUCCAGACUCACAGUAGCUCCACACCUUCUUAUCGGUAGAAUCUGGAGAGCCCUGACAUUUAAAACGAGGCAUUAAUAACUUUAAAAGUGCAGAAAAAGCUUAUUUAAAAACACUGUUUACAACCCGUAUCGUAACCUACUCUCCAAAAUAUGCCCCAUAUUAUCUAUUCUAAAGCAUGUUUGGACAAAAUGUAAAAAAUUACUGGAGCUUAGAAAGCUGUGGGAGAGCGGAGGUGGGCCAUUCAACAAAGGUUAGAACUCUUUAUCAUGUUUUACUACACCCAAAUUCAAUUUUACACCAGAGUUCCCCUUUAAAUUAACUAUCGCACAACCGCUCUAUCUUACUUUACCUUUAAGUUUAUUGCAGGGAUUAAAUUACGCUGUUUUCAGCAUCAAAGUUCAUUUGAAAUAUCAAAUAUACUACUUUUAUUUGAGUUUAACAGCUGAUAAGACUCAGUUUAAUCUAAUUAAUAUAUAAGCCAGAUAAUGCUAAUGAUUUUCUCCUUUUAAAAACACUGUGUUUAAAUGCACAGCAGAAUAUUUUCAGCGUUCUAUUAAAGCAGCUUCACACUGCACAGAUAUACUCGCUAAAAACACAGAACAUUCUCACUAUAUUUACUCUAAAUUACCAAUCAGAGGAGACGAUGGGCUCGCGUUUAUUGGUUCAUAGGUUUAUUGGUGCACAUUUUGGUGCGUUUUUGUAUAUUUAUGCCUGUGUGAAACCAAACCAAACAAAAGUAGAAAUGCUCCAAAUAAGCAAAUAAUCUCAUCAACUGAUCUGGAUCAUACGAACUUUCACAACUACUGGUGUGAAAAAGUACUUAACCUUAAAAUAGUUUGAUAAUGUUUUAGAAACAUCCAGUUUUAUGUUAAAGGAGAACUCUGGUGUGAAAUUAACUUUUGGUGUAGUAUUAAAACAUGAUAAAGAGUACUAACUUUUGUUUAAUAGCCCACCUCUGCUUUCCAGCAGCUUUCCGAGAUCCAGUAAUAUUGUUUUUUUUUGCCCAGCACUUUUAACAACGGGCGCUUUGGGGCAUAUUUUGCCCCUGCAGAUAAAUCACUUUUUACACCGUUAUCCAGCUCAAAGUAGCUCCACACCUCCUUGCUAGAAUCUGGAGAGCUCUGACAUUUAAAACGAGGCAUUAAUAACUUUAAAAGUGCACAAGAAGCUUCUUAAAAACUGCUUUUUACAACCUGUAGCAUAAUAUACAGAAUCUAAUCUUCGUUUGGAGUUGAAGCUAACGCUAAGGGAUGUAAACAGUGUUUUUUAAUAAGCUUUUUGUGCACUUUUAAAGUUAUUAAUGCCUCGUUUUGCCCAGCACUUUUUACAACGGGCACUUUGGGGCAUAUUUUUCCCCUGCAGAUAAAUCACUUUUUACACCGUUAUCCAGCUCAAAGUAGCUCCACACCUCAUUGCUAGAAUCAAGAGAGCUCUGACACUUAAAACGAGGCAUUACUAACUUUAAAAGUGCACAAGAAGCUUCUUAAAAACUGCUUUUUACAUCCUGUAGCUUAAUCUAUGUAAUCUAAUCUUCGUUUGGAGUUGAAGCUAACGCUAAGGGUUGUAAACAGUGUUUUUUUUAAUAAGCUUCUUGUGCACUUUUGAAGUUAUUAAUGCCUGGUUUUAAGUGUCAGGGCUCUCCAGAUUCCACCUAAUAAAGUGUGGAGCUACUUUGAUCCUGGAUAACUGUGUAAAAAGUGAUUUAUUAAGGCAAAAAGCACAAAAUUGCUGGGUUUUGAAAGCUGCUCAACAAAGGUAGUACUCUUGAUCAUGUUCUACUGCACUAAAAAUAUGUUUUACACCAAAGUUUAAACUUUAAACAGACUUAAUUGAGUUUUAAUUGAGUUCAAAUAACUUAUGGGUUUACAGUGUUGGUUGGCAUCACGUCAAACCCAAUUCAAACCCAGUGUGCAAAAGUAUUGGGACCCUUUGACACCACUUUUUACACUCGGUGCAUCAACAUAUCAUUCGUUUACAAUGACAGACCUGGGAGAUCUUUCAAAGCCUUUCUAGGUUGUUGGCUGAUGGUUGAGUGAGUGUGGCAGGAAGUGCGACAGGAAGUGCGACAGGAAGACCAGCAGGGCAUCAGCUAGCUUCUGCCAGAAGGUGGCAAAAGGUCUGGUUCUGGUCCACCAUCAGGAAGAGCAUGAAGAGGAAGAGGAUGAAGGAAAAAGGAGGCCAGCCAGCUCAGCCAGAUGGACUUUAAUCUUCUUCUUCGACUUAUUUUUUCUUUCUUUUUUGUUCUUCUUCUGCAUCUUCUUCUUCUUCUUCUUCUCUGGACACUGACCACCACCAUUGGCUCCAAUCAAACCAUCAGACUGUACUACCACCGUGCCACACCUGCACCCACGGGCCAUAGGUACUAAUCAGGAACUAAGCAGGUGCCCAAAGCUCUGGCCGGUAUAUGUGUGUGUUCAAAUCCCCAUUUCAUCACUUCUAACACUCACGACCUAUUGUUAUCUAUCUGUACUUGAUGAUAACAAUUUUUUUUAUAUUAUUCUGAAAAACUGACAGCCAUAUUUGACGUGGCAAUAUCUAGCGUAGGGUAACUGCAGUGGAGGUUAGUUAGGAAUAGAUCAUGCAUAAAAAAAUAAAUAAAUAAAAAUAAUAAUACGAUUUUAGAUGGUGAUACUAUAAUGAACGAUGAUCAAACUAUAAAAAAAAAUAAAAUAAAAAAAUUAACAAAAAAAAAAACACCUUGCUUUGAAGUGCAGCUACCUUCAGCUGUUUUUGUGGGAUGCUCGUUCACAUCGUCAUUAACACGUCAUUUUAACAGCUUUAUUAAUGCGUUAUAAAGCAUCGAGCGUCAUACAGUGCAGAGAGCUUAAUCUGACGUCUUAAUCUGAUUUAAUCAAAGAUUUAAAGGAAUUCUCCAGUGUUUUCUGAUCUUGCACCAUCUUGCACCUUCUUGCAAUAUAAAAAAAAUACAAUUUACAGUGAUCUCAUCUUUAAGUAGCCGUUUUCAUGAAUGUUUAUACACAGCAAACGUCAAUCAAUCAAAUAUAAAACGAUAAUCUCAGCCAAGAAUGCCAAAUAAAACAGGAUAUAAUAUAUGUCAAGUUUAAAAUUAUUUAUGCAUAAAUAAAAUAUAUUAAACACAAUGGAAAAAUGAAGGUUUUUACAAGUUUUAAGUUGAGGAGUUAAAUAUAAAUAUAAAAUCUGAUUUACUGCACUAAGACCUAAUCAUUGCAGUGGCCCCAUGGACAAGUGGAAUAGAUAAUAAUGAUAAAAUAUACAAAAGAAAAGAAAGAAAGGCUUGGAAAAGCCAACUUACUGUUUUUCUUCUUCUUCUUUUUAUUAUUAUUAUUAUCAUUAUUAUUAUUAUUAUUAUUUUCUUUUUUUUUCUUAUUUAUUUUUAUUAUAAUUAUUCUCUGUAUCUUCUGCUCCUUAAGUUUUGACCUACAACCAUGAGAAUUUCUCUCUAUUUCUCUAAACUUUCUUUACUUCUAUCUCUUUCUCUUUACUUAGCUCUCUUUCAAUUGAUUUUUUUCUCUCUACUUGUUUCUCUCUCUGUCUCUGUACAUUUGUCUUUAUCACUCUCUCUCUCUCACUCUCUCUCUCUCACUCUCUCUCUCUCUCUUUCACAAUUUUUUAAAAAUUAAAAAAUUAAGAUAGCACUGGAUUUCCUUUUUUACAGUUUUCUAGCUGUUUAUUAACAUUUUGCAACGUUAUUAGCAAGCCAAUUUUAAGUUUAUCACACUUUCCUUUUCUAGUUUUUUUUUUUUCGACAAAUGUUCCAGUUGAAUAAAAAAAUAUACUAUUAUAAUAGAGCUGAGAACCAAAACUGGUAUUAGGAGAUUAGGAGAAACUAGUGCAACACAGUUUUAGACACUAUAACAAUAAUAAUAAUAAUAAUAAUAAUAAUAAUAAUAAUAAUAAUAAUAAUAAUAAUAAUAAUAACUCUGCAAAAAGUCCUACACCUACAUUACGGCAUUGGUGAGGAGAAUUCUACCACAAAUUCCUUUUGGAUUAUACAGAAGAAGAAUACAGAUUAUACAGAUUUACACACAUUUCUAUACAGAAUAUACAGAUUUUCAACUUUAUUAACUUAUAGCUUAUUUGGCUUUAACAUGCAAAAAAAUAAAUAAAUCAUGUUUACUGACAGAAUUUAGAAUUUAGAAUUUCGCAACUGUUCAAAGAUGUCUGCUGUAAAUUAGUUUGAAGUCAGUGUUUUAUUUAUUUAUUUAUUUUUUCUUUUUAAUACAAGGAAAAAGAAACUUGCGUUGUAAUUUCAGUGAUAAAUGAGCGUACGCUGCUGAGGUGACAGAUGGAGAUGAGAUUUAAAAACACACUGAGGUUUUCCUUUAAUCAGAUCUGCACUGGGUGUCAGAGGAGCAAAGUUCAGGUUUCACUGCUUUACAUAUAUUAAUACCUGAAUUAUUAAUAAUCAGAUUGUUAUACAAAAGAAAAAGUAGUUUCAUUUGGACUGACAGCGAUUUUACACGUCAUCUUUACAAAUCCCGCACAGCUGCCUCAGUUAUACAGUGUUUUAUCUUAUCUUGUCUUUCUGAUGUUCCCCAGCUUUAAUGUGUUUAAUCCUCUGUGCUGUGUGAUCAUGUCUCGAUGCACCCUGUCUGUCUGUUUUCCAGCCUUUUAAUCAUGUUUAUCCAUCAAGCUUUAUGUAGGUAUCAGAUAUGAGGUUUUUCACCUGUUUGCCCCUUUGAGCAGGUGGGAGGAUGUUCUGGAGAUGUUCUAUUUCCAUCAUUGUAUAUUAGUGGAGUAUCUACACACAAUGUCAAAGAUAAAUGUUAUGAGGAACAAUAAUUCAAUAAUUCAUUCAAAAUUUAGAUCUGAUUAGAUGAUACAGAGAACACUCCUAUAUUACAGGGGUUGGACAAUGAAACUGAAACACCUGGUUUUAGACCACAAUAUUUUAUUGUCCUGACAGACAGUUCUGGUGGAAACAGGAGAGUUGAGGUGCACAUUGAAUUCUUCCAUGAUUUGGGCAGCCCCCGAACAUCCCUUUCAGACAGCUUCCUCUUGCAGCGUCCACAGUUAAUCCUGUUGGAUGUGGUCGGUCCUUCUUGGUGGUAUGCUGACAUUACCCUGGAUACCGUGGCUCUUGAUGCUGCAUCUCAAAGACUUGCUGUCUUGGUCACAGAUGCUCCAGCAAGACGUGCACCAACAAUUUGUCCUCUUUUGAACUCUGGUUUGUCUCCCAUAAUGUUGUGUGCAUUGCAAUAUUUAUAUUUAGAGCAGAACUGUGCUCUUACUCUGCUAAUUGAACCUUCACACUCUUACAGCUCUUACUGGUGCAAUAAUGUGCAAUUAAUGAUAAAGAUUGAACACCAGGCUGCUCCAAUUUAGCCAUGAAACCUAAAAUCCCACACUAAAAUGAUGACAGGUGUUUCAGUUUCAUUGUCCAACUCCUGUAGAAUCAACCCAAAUUCUGCAGGUUUGGAAAUAGACGUAAAAAAAACUAGACAAACAUAACAAUUUGCAUUAAGGAAAAUAAUGAUUUUAAAAUAAAGUGUAAGAAAAAGCCAAAAAAAAGAAUUAGAAUUUGGCUCCAGCACAUUUAAAACAGGAGUACAUGUCCUCCAGUAGUUCAGGCGCUACGCUACAGACUAUACAGACAUCCAGGCUGAGCUCCCGCCUGAGGAGAAGCUCUCAGAAGCUGAAGGAAAAGAGCUGUGAAAUUAAAACAAUGACCUCCCGCUCAAAGCUGCUGUCAGAGGGAGGAGAGGCUGACGCUAAUUGUAGAAUUGAUUCAUAAGGAGCGCUGAACUUUCCCAAUCGUACUCUACUUAAUCUGUCUUCAGGAGGAGCGGGAGCGGCGCGGGGCUAUUGUUGCUAGCAGUGAUGGAGCACCACUGUUAAUUAUUUACACCAAAGGUGAGAUUUGGACAAGGCUGUUCUGGAGCACGGGGUACGACGGGGUGCGUCAUCCCAUUUAGCAAACAUCUGAGAGAGCUGUGGGAUGGUUAGCAUGUUAGCAUAGGUUCUAUCCUUGAGGGCUAUCCAACGACUGACUCAAUUUAACACCACUGACAGAAUCUAGCCAGUCUGCAGUGUUCCAAAUAUAUUAUAUAUAUAUAUAUAUAUA
Molecule: messenger RNA, 10730 nt
Organism: Astyanax mexicanus (Mexican tetra)
Lineage: Eukaryota; Metazoa; Chordata; Actinopteri; Characiformes; Acestrorhamphidae
Product: E3 ubiquitin-protein ligase RNF123
Exons: 40
Coding region: 135-4034 (1299 amino acids)
Cellular component (GO): cytoplasm
Molecular function (GO): protein binding; ubiquitin-protein transferase activity
Source: RefSeq, a predicted model, not a curated record